GGGGCGCUGCGAGGUUAAACCCCACUGGAACACCGAGGAAGAGAUUUGGACAUGCGAAAAAACGAAAGGAACGCUUCUAGAAUUGCCCAAGUAAAGUUGGCUAUUAUUAAUCCCUGAUGGAGUCCAGAGUAAGGUUGACUAUCUUUAACUCCUGAUGGAGUCCAGAGCGUUGUGUAUCGCGCCCCCCCCGCUCGGACACCUCAUCGCACUGGAGAGAUGGAGCGGCUCUGCUGUGGUGGAGAACCUACAGGGAGCAGGAGUGAAGGUGGUGUUUGAGAAGGAGAUGGGGGCGGUGGAUUUCUUGCUGCCCAACCGAAGCUGUGUCCUCUACGUCUCAGAGUGUGAUAUUAUAGCGGGGAACGCCUACAAACGGAAACUAGUCCGCUUUAGAAAUGCUAACAGCAGCAGUGUCCAGGAGGUUGUGGUGGUGGAGCGGAGCCGCCUCAGUGAGCAGUACUUCCCGUCCCUCCAGAGGUUUGUGGUGUUGGAGCUGGGCCUGACCCUGCUACCUGUGUCCGACCAGAGGGAGGCCGCCCAGCUCCUCUCCCAGAUGGUCCACAGCGCGGGGCGGGACAACCCGUUCAGGAGGAGGAGCGUAUCCCGGCUGUACGAGCCCCAGCUCCUCCUCCUCCUCCAGCAGAUCCCCGGCGUGGGAGGAGUCAAGGCCUCCUCUCUCCUCCGCUCCUUCUCCAGCCUCCAGGAGCUGUGUGGCGCCGGCCUGCCCCAGCUGGAGGCCCUGGUGGGGCACGCCGCGGCCCAGCAAAUCCACACCUUCCUCCAUGCAGACCUGGUCUGAGGGGGACUAGACCCCCCCACAGCCCAGGGAUCUGGUCUGAGGAGUACCAGGAGGGGGGGGACUAGACCCCCCCACAGCACAGGGACCUGGUCUGAGGGGGACUAGACCCCCCCCCCCCCCCCCCGCACAGCACAAGGCCCUACGGAAGACCAGGAGGGGGACCAGCAGGAGGACUAGACCCCCCCCACAGCACAGUGACCUGGUCUGAGGAGUACCAGGAGGGGGACUAGACCCCUUCCCGUGCAAUGUCCGGGUCUGAGGAGGACCAGGAGGGAGACUUGAACCCCCCACAGCACAAGGCCCUGGUCUGAGGAGGAGGAGGAGGAGGUCUGGUCCUAGAGGGGCAUUACUUUGUGAUUCUGGUUGAUUUGACCAUGAAGAGGAUCCAGAUGUUUCCAGAGGCCUCUCUAUCAGUCACAACUAUAAAUGUUUGGUUGUUUUGUCUGUCGUCUCAGUCGAGAUUUUAAUUAAAGAUUUAUAUUUGGGUGUA
Molecule: messenger RNA, 1286 nt
Organism: Gadus macrocephalus (Pacific cod)
Lineage: Eukaryota; Metazoa; Chordata; Actinopteri; Gadiformes; Gadidae
Gene: faap24
Product: FA core complex associated protein 24
Exons: 4
Coding region: 155-796 (213 amino acids)
Biological process (GO): interstrand cross-link repair
Cellular component (GO): Fanconi anaemia nuclear complex
Molecular function (GO): chromatin binding
Source: RefSeq, a predicted model, not a curated record